Molecule: messenger RNA, 1093 nt
Organism: Nycticebus coucang (slow loris)
Lineage: Eukaryota; Metazoa; Chordata; Mammalia; Primates; Lorisidae
Gene: CRIPTO
Product: teratocarcinoma-derived growth factor 1
Exons: 6
Coding region: 266-811 (181 amino acids)
Source: RefSeq, a predicted model, not a curated record
UCCUGUAAGGCGGAGUUUCGGGCUCAAGGUCAAGACAUUAUUUGGGGCCAAGAAGCCCCAGUUUUCCGGGACACCUUGGCUCCUGCUUCUCCCAAGGCCCUCUGGAGAAGGUGUACUUCUCAUCUGGAAUACUUUUCCUUUUUAAGUCGCCAUUUUCACUUAGGAAUUAAUGUUUUCCUUUGGGUGUUUUGAAAAUGACUCUGAAUUAAGGGCAUGCUAACAUUUUUUUACCCCCUAAAUUGUUAACAGCUGUGGACUACUGAAGAUGGUGCGCUUCUCUUCCAGUGUGAUUUUGAUCAUGGCCUUUUCCAAAGCUUUUGAACUGGGAUUAGUUGUGGGGUUGGGCCAUGAACUUACACAUCCACCUCAGAAAGACCUGUCCUUCAGAAACGACAGCAUUCAGUCCCAGGAGGCACCUGCAGUUCGUCCUCCAUCUCUCCAGUUCGUGCCAUCCAUGGAAAUACAGCACAGUAAGGAGCAAAACAGAACCUGCUGUCUGAAUGGGGGAACCUGCAUGCUGGGGUCCUUUUGUGCCUGUCCCCACUUUUUCUAUGGACGGAACUGCGAGUAUGAUGUGCGCAAAGAGAGCUGCGAUUCUGUGCCCCAUGACACCUGGCUGCCCAGGAAGUGCUCCAUGUGUAAAUGUUGGCGUGGCCAAUUCCGCUGCUUUCCUCAGACAUUUCUACCUGGGUGUGGCGGCCACGUGGUGGAUGAGCACCCAGAGGCUUCCCGAACUCCAGAAAUACCACUGUCUGCACGGAUCAUUUUUAUGUUAGCUAGCAUCUGCUUUUCUAUACAAAGUUACUAUUAGUGGAUAUUUGACUUUUUCUGGAAAUAGAAGCAUAGAUACCAUGCAUAUUUCAUGACCAGCAAGGUCUUCUGCUCCAGUGUCCUAACUGAAAGAUGAUCAUUUGUUAGUUGCCUUGAAAUAAUGAAUAUAUUUCUUUGUGGCGGGCACCUGUAGUCCCAGCUAUUCGGGAGGCUGAGGCAAGAGAAUCGCUUAAGCCCAGGAGUUGGAGGUUGCUGUGAGCUGUGUGAGGCCACGGCACUCUACCGAGGGCCAUAAAGUGAGACUCUGUCUCUACAAAAAAAA